Messenger RNA from Erigeron canadensis, 981 nucleotides. RefSeq lists its product as uncharacterized. Bases 1 to 981 code for a protein of 326 amino acids. The record is from RefSeq and is a predicted model, not a curated record. NCBI's taxonomy places the organism in Eukaryota, Viridiplantae, Streptophyta, Magnoliopsida, Asterales, Asteraceae. The transcript has a single exon.
AUGGAUUCCGGUAAUAGUGGUAGCUUACAAUCAUCUAGCGGCGAUGACGGCGGAGUCGCCACCGCCGCCACCAUCACCACCACCGCCGGUAGCAUUGACUCUAUGUAUCUAAACACUUCUACUUACUUCAACCCUAUACCAAAUCUUCAACCACACCACCAACAACAACCACCAUCCACUUUCUUCAAUCCGACGUCGUUUUCACAAACUAUUACACAAAACUCAAACCCCAUGUAUAAUCUUGACUCUUUAUGGUCAAGAAACCCGAAUACGGAUCCGUUUUCAAAUCUUGAUCAUCAUUCUAAUCAUCAAGAUCCGAUUUUUGACCCGAACCCGGAAAACCCUUUACAAAAUAGUCAAAACCCAGAAACCACGCCGGCUAAAAACCCUAAAAAACGUACACGUGCUUCACGGCGAGCCCCAACCACCGUGUUAACCACCGACACCACUAAUUUCCGGCAAAUGGUUCAAGAAUUUACAGGUAUUCCGGCGGCCCCGUUCGCCACGUCAUCAUCGACAUCAUCACCGUUUUCUCUCCGGCGUGAUCUUUUACGGCCGUCGGCGCAGAAGAUUCAACUACAUCAAAACCAGCCUUCUUCAUAUUUGAAUAACAACAGUACUACAACUAGUAAUUUCCAUUUACCCCCCUCAGAUUUACAGAACUUUUCAAAUCAGCCCCUGAACUUAUCUAGUUUGUCAAACUUGCAAAAUUUGCAAAAUCAGAUGUUUCCUUUUCAAGGUACCACACAAACGGUUGUUCGUGAUGCAACGGAAGGUGAAAAUCAGAGAUCGGAAGCUCAGAAUGUUGGUUUGGGAUCGAAUUUGAAAAGAUGGAGGAGUGAAAAUGAAAAUGUGGGUAACUUUGAGGGUGCAAAUAGAAAUAUUCAGAAUAGUAGUGGUGUUGGUUCUUCUAGAAGUGAUGGUGAUCAAAAUCAACUACCAGCAGGUAACGAGGAUUCAUGGAUUUGUCCUUCUGAUUAA